GUGGCUCAGAACGAGGUGUCCCCUCCUCGAAACACCCUGCCUGGAGCGGUCUUGCCAGAAACCGAGGAACAUAAGGCUCCCAGCUUUGAAGGGCCGCUCCCGCAGGGGCCCCGCCCGCGCGCUGCCUGGCGGAACCUUUCCGUGUCGCGCUCCAGUGUCCAGCCCCGGCGCGCUCCCGCAGCUGCGCCAGCUGUUAGAGCUACUUCCGGCGGCCCUGCCCCCACCCCCGGGAGUCUCCAUUUUGGCCGCCAGUGGAGACGCAGCCAGGACUAGCGGAGUGGCGGACCGGAGUCAUCAGUACUCCGAGGGCCGAGUCGGCUCACCGCACUUCCUUACUUCCUCUGCCCGCAGAAGCCCGGGACGCGCAUGGCGGGCCUGGAGGUACUGUUCUCGUCGGCGGCGCCGGCGAUCACCUGCGUGCAGGACGCGCUCGUCUGCUUCCUUCACUGGGAGGUGGUGACGCACGGCUACUACGCCCUGGGUGCCGGCGACCAGCCAGGUCCCAGUGAUAGGAAAUCAGAGCUGCUGCCUGCAGAAUGGAGCAACAAUAAAGACCUGUAUGUCCUCCGGUAUGAAUCUAAGGAUGGGUCCAGAAAGCUCCUUGUGAAGGCUGUCACCGUGGAAAACAGCAUGAUCGUCAAUGUGCUGGAAUGUGGCUCACAGCAAGUGUCAGACUUGACCCUGAACUUGGAUGACUAUAUCGAUUCAGAACACCUGGGUGACUUCCACAGGACCUACAAGAACAGUGAGGAACUGCGGUCUCGUAUUGUGUCUGGAAUCAUCACACCUAUCCAUGAGCACUGGGACAAGGCUAGUGUAAACAGUCCCCACCGGGAGUUUCCCCCUGCCACUGCCAGAGAGGUGGACCCACUCCGGAUUCACCCACCGCACCCACACACCAGCCGGCAGCCUCCCUGUCCUUCUUGCCUCAGGUGUCGGAGAGGUGGCAUGAUUGUGGACCCCCUGAGAUCCGGCUUCCCAAGAGUACCUAUUGACCCAUCCUCAGGCCUCCCAACCCGCCUUCCUCCAGGCGCUGUGCCCCCAGGAGCGCGCUUUGACCCCUUUGGACCCACUGGGAUCAGCCCAUCUGGACCUAACCCAGACCACCUUCCCCCGCCGGGCUUCGAUGACAUGUACCUGUGAAGGCCUCAAGAAUGUAACGUCCCAUCCUUUCCUCCACUCUCCUGGAGCUGCCACCGCUGGCCCCACCAGCAGCCGUGUUUUUGCAGGCUGGGGGCAAGGGACUCUGCCCAUGUGUUUGCAGGCCGGCUGGGAUUGCCUCCCCACCCCCUGUCAGAGCCAAGGCGCCUACUGCAGCUCUCCACCUGGCUGCAUACAGGUCCCAAAGAGAAAUCAGUAUGUCUGUCUCACCACCAGCUCCUCCCCACUUCCCAAGGGAGACUCCGGCAACAUAUACCCUCGACCCGAGGCAGUGCUAUAAGAACAGAACGCAUUUUGGAUGAUAUUAUUGAGAACCAAAUGUCAAUACAAAAAAUCAUGUUGCCGUGUCCCACUUUUCUUUACUGCACCGUUCCUUCUAAUUAUCAGACUUUAGAGAUUGAAUCUUUGUGAAGCUAAAUAACUCUUUUCCCACCCAGGUCCCAUUCUUGCUUCUCAGGCACCUUCCCUUCAUAAAUUGCUAUUGCGCUUGACAUCACUAAGAUGGGCCCAGCCUGGCUCCAUGGAAGAAAAUGAGUGACUGAAAAACCCACAGGCCACCAGGAUGACCCUCAUCUGAGCCAGUCCUCUGGGUCUGCCUGUCUGAGCAAUGGCAGCCUAGAAACAGAACAGACCUGAAAGCUAAUCGCAUUUUUACCACUAACUUACUAAGUGACCCUGAGUCCCUUCCCCUCCCAGGGCCUUCGUGCCCACCUGUGAAACCUGAGGUGCCCUUCCUACUCUGAAACAUUCUGAUGCCGGCCUCUGUGUGUGGCGACCGCUGGGAACUGGGCAAAAGGAAACAAUUGGAGGUCUCGGGUGUGUGUGGUCCUUACGGCAUCUGUAACUCUGUGCCUCUCAUCUCCCUUGGGGCCCAGACAAGCGCAGAAGCGUGGGCUCCAUCUGAGCGUGGGGUUCAACUUGGAGGUGAGCAGGGAGGCCAGCCUCCGGAAGCCAGUGGCUGGAUGGGAGGAGCCAGUUAACAAGAAACCGCCCAGGAAGGCAUCACUCCCAAGGAGCCCCGCCUCCGGAAGCCUGUGCCCUCCGUCCAGGCCCACCUGACCUCCGGUGUUCUCCCAAUCCUUUUCAGCCCGAGGCCUGACAGACGUGGUCAGUGAGGAGCCCCUGUGCUGGAGUCGAGAGAGCACCAUAGAGCGCCAGGCCCAGAGGCAAGAGAUAACGCGCUAGUCACGUUGGCUUCACAACUAGCCUUUCAGCCACGGGUGGGCCUCACUUCUCAGCUGCUUGGGUUCCUUCCCUUAAAUUAGGACCUGUUGAUUACUUAUCUGUGGACGGGGGACUACCAGAGCCUUCCUGAGGUGUGUGCUAGUGUGCUAGGACUGCCUGUUGGCUGUGCCUGAGAGUGAGUUACGGUAAACUGAACUGGCACACAGGCCCAGAAUCAACCGGAGGCUAGCAUGAGCGGGCCCCCUGGGCAUUUCUGGCAGACCCCAUCUCAAGCACUGAUCUAGUAAAAGACCACCUUGAAUCCUUUAGAACACCUCUGCUCUGGGUCGGGCAGAGCUACUAAUGAAAUCAUCAGUCAUAGUUUUCUUCCUUAAGAGUCGGCAAAUGGGUGGAAUGUUUUUGUUUUGAAAUUGGAUCAUAUCCACUAUCAAAAGGACUUGGAGCAAUUUGCUCAUAAAAGCAUCCUUUAUUAUAAAAGGAAACAUUUAAAGAAACAUCAGACCUGAGACCAUCUGCUUUCAGAUAAGCAGGGAAGGUAGGUAACUUUUAGGACCCUGAUUCAAAGAAAAGACAAGACUGAAACAGCAAGUUUGCCUCUUAGAUCUUCUAGUAGCAAAGGUCGAAAGGAUAGCCAUAUACAUACUCUGUUUUCUGAAAACAGAAGCUUUAAUGAUUCAUCUGCAGAAUCAGCCAUUUUGUGUGUGCGUGUCUCCUUGCAUCAAGGACAUUGAGGGACACAAACAGUAUCUUAGUUGUCACGUGGGGGCCUUUAGGAACUUCCAGGUCAAGCUGUCCGUGCUUGUAGUUGGGGCCACUUCCCUCCUUCCACCGGGAGUGAUCACCAAGCGGCAAGUGGGAAUGGAUCAGGUGUAUAUUCUGUGGAACCUGAAAGUUUGGAGCCUUAACAAUAAAUACCAGCACUUAAUAAUA
Molecule: messenger RNA, 3276 nt
Organism: Hipposideros armiger (great roundleaf bat)
Lineage: Eukaryota; Metazoa; Chordata; Mammalia; Chiroptera; Hipposideridae
Gene: PSMF1
Product: proteasome inhibitor subunit 1
Exons: 6
Coding region: 367-1143 (258 amino acids)
Biological process (GO): proteasome-mediated ubiquitin-dependent protein catabolic process
Molecular function (GO): endopeptidase inhibitor activity; proteasome binding
Source: RefSeq, a predicted model, not a curated record